This is a messenger RNA of Arachis stenosperma, 936 nucleotides long. Its product is annotated as transcription factor bHLH95. The transcript is spliced from 3 exons. Gene Ontology annotation, molecular function: DNA-binding transcription factor activity; protein dimerization activity. The record is from RefSeq and is a predicted model, not a curated record. Gene Ontology annotation, biological process: regulation of DNA-templated transcription; endosperm development. Bases 1 to 936 code for a protein of 311 amino acids. Lineage: Eukaryota; Viridiplantae; Streptophyta; Magnoliopsida; Fabales; Fabaceae.
AUGGCCAUGAGUGUUGAGAAUCAAGACCCUAAUGACAUAGGAUUCUUUUGGGAUAACCAACCAUGGGAUGUCUCAAAUUUUGAUAACUUAGGUCAAAGAGAAACCAAAGAGAACCUACAUAUAGAAAUGCCUCCUCUGCCACCAGCUCCUACCAACCACCUCACACAGGGAGAAAUAGAGAAGAAAAAUGAAGAAUUCACGACGCCGGUUACAAACAACAAGAAGCGACGCCGAGCUGACGAAGAUGGCAAGAGGCCUAUGAAGAAUGAUGGUAAUGAUCAUGAUCUCCAUAUAUGGACAGAGAGAGAACGAAGGAAGAAAAUGAGGGACAUGUUUGCUAAUCUUCAUGCUAUGCUUCCUCAACUUCCUCCUAAGGCAGACAAGUCAUCCAUUGUGGAUGAAGCGGUGAGGCACAUCAAAACUCUGCAACAAACGGUUGAGAAUCUCGAGAAAAAAAAGCGACAGAGGAUUCAAUCUCUCUCUGUCUCUGUGUCACCAAUUGUGUGCGAAUCUGCUGUGACCGACCCUCAGUGGAACCCUUACGACUCAUCAUCCUUGUCAAGAGAUAAUAAUGCAUUAACUAUAACCGCCACUCAACAUGCUUCGAAUCCAUCUUUUGUUUCUGCUGCUGUUGCAAAUAAUUCACCGUUUUUCAAGACUUGGGCUUCACAGAAUGUGGUACUGAACAUGUGUGGAGAGGAAGCACAGUUCAGCAUAUGUGCAGAGAAGAAGCCUAGUCUCUUCACCACCAUUGCUUUUGUGCUCCAGAAGCAUAAGGUUGACGUCAUUUCUGCUAGUAUCUUGUGCAACCAUAAUGUCAAUAGAUACAUGGUCCUUACUCAUGCAAGUAGGGCUUUACUUCAAUUUGCAGACGCAAAUACAGUGGAGGAAACUUUCAAGCGUGCAGCUGAGGAGAUUAUGAUGUGGCUCGGCUAA